Beta vulgaris subsp. vulgaris (sugar beet) is the source of this 1893-nucleotide messenger RNA. Its product is annotated as trans-cinnamate 4-monooxygenase. The record is from RefSeq and is a predicted model, not a curated record. NCBI's taxonomy places the organism in Eukaryota, Viridiplantae, Streptophyta, Magnoliopsida, Caryophyllales, Amaranthaceae. Gene Ontology annotation, biological process: lignin metabolic process. The transcript is spliced from 3 exons. The coding region runs from base 89 to 1603 and encodes 504 amino acids. Gene Ontology annotation, molecular function: trans-cinnamate 4-monooxygenase activity; iron ion binding; heme binding.
AAAACUUUCCCCUCAAUUUCUCUCUAUAAAUACCCUCUAAUCUCCCCAUCAAAAACUCCACCCUCAAAAAAAUUCUCACACACAAAAAAUGGAUCUUCUUCUCUUCCAAAAAACUCUCUACGCAAUCUUCUUCGCCAUUACACUAGCAAUAGUAAUCUCAAAAUUAAAAGGCAAGAAAUUCAAACUCCCACCUGGUCCAAUCCCAGUACCCAUCUUCGGAAAUUGGUUACAAGUUGGUGAUGAUUUAAACCACAGAAAUUUAACUGAUCUCGCCAAAAAAUUUGGUGAAAUGUUUCUUUUAAGAAUGGGUCAAAGAAAUCUUGUUGUUGUUUCUUCUCCUGAAUUAGCCAAAGAUGUUCUUCACACUCAAGGUGUUGAAUUUGGUUCUAGAACUCGUAAUGUUGUGUUUGAUAUUUUUACUGGUAAAGGUCAAGAUAUGGUGUUUACUGUAUAUGGUGAACAUUGGAGAAAAAUGAGAAGAAUAAUGACUGUUCCAUUUUUUACCAAUAAAGUUGUUCAACAGUAUAGAUUUGGUUGGGAAGAUGAAGCUGAAGCUGUUGUAAAUGAUGUUAAAAAAAAUCCAGAAUCGGCGAAAAAUGGGAUUGUUUUAAGGAAGAGAUUGCAACUUAUGAUGUAUAAUAAUAUGUAUAGGAUUAUGUUUGAUCGGAGAUUUGAGAGUGAAGAUGAUCCUUUGUUUAAUAAAUUGAAAGCAUUGAAUGGUGAAAGAAGUCGUUUGGCGCAGAGUUUUGAGUAUAAUUAUGGUGAUUUUAUACCUGUUUUAAGACCUUUUCUUAGAGGGUAUUUGAACUUGUGUAAGCAAGUUAAGGAGAAGAGGUUGCAGCUUUUUAAGGAUUACUUUGUUGAUGAACGCAAGAAAUUAGCAAGCACAAAGGCACCAAGCAACAAUGAGCUUAAAUGUGCCAUUGAUCACAUUUUGGAGGCACAAGAAAAGGGAGAAAUUAAUGAAGACAAUGUACUCUACAUAGUUGAGAACAUCAAUGUUGCUGCUAUUGAGACAACGUUGUGGUCGAUCGAAUGGGGAAUAGCAGAGUUAGUAAACCACCCAGAGAUCCAGAAUAAGCUAAGGGAAGAAAUAGACACAGUGUUGGGCAAGGGACACCAGAUCACAGAGCCAGACACUCAAAAACUACCAUACCUACAAGCAGUGAUUAAGGAGACUCUAAGGCUACGAAUGGCGAUCCCACUCCUAGUGCCACACAUGAACUUGCAUAACGCGAAGUUGGGAGGCUAUGACAUCCCUGCAGAGAGCAAGAUCCUAGUGAACGCGUGGUGGUUAGCUAACAACCCAGCUCACUGGAAGAAUCCUGAAGAAUUCAGACCCGAGAGAUUCUUAGAGGAGGAAUCUAAGGUUGAAGCUAAUGGCAACGACUUCAGGUUCCUUCCUUUCGGCGUAGGCAGAAGGAGUUGCCCCGGCAUCAUCCUUGCUCUCCCUAUUCUCGGGAUCACUAUUGGGCGUUUGGUUCAAAACUUCGAGCUCAUGCCACCUCCUGGGCAGUCCAAGCUUGACACUACUGAGAAAGGUGGUCAAUUUAGCUUGCACAUCCUUAAACACUCUACUAUAGUACUUAAGCCCAGGAACUAAACAACCAACUACUACUAAUUAAUAAUCUUUUUUGCUCUCAUCUUUUCUUCUUGUGUUAAAAAACGGUUGAAGCAACUCUUACACUUUGUAUCAAUUUCUUAUUUGAUUUUGUCACACUUGUUUUUGCUUAUUAGUGAAGUGUUAUUUUAGAGUUGCACCUGUUAUUACUAUAUUUAUUUGGGUUACAGAUUAUGUACUUUGACAAGAAUUUUCAAGCAUAAGCGUUGUAAUUUUAUUCGCUUGUAUAUCUUUAUCAAGACUUUCCUAAUAAUAUUCUCCACUUCUAGUCU